Molecule: messenger RNA, 1869 nt
Organism: Eucalyptus grandis
Lineage: Eukaryota; Viridiplantae; Streptophyta; Magnoliopsida; Myrtales; Myrtaceae
Product: cytochrome P450 78A5
Exons: 2
Coding region: 144-1706 (520 amino acids)
Molecular function (GO): monooxygenase activity; oxidoreductase activity, acting on paired donors, with incorporation or reduction of molecular oxygen; iron ion binding
Source: RefSeq, a predicted model, not a curated record
GCAUGCCAUCCUCACUCGAAAAACGUCCAUCUCUAGACAAUUCAGAGGGCGGUCUUUCUAAAGAUCAGCUUUAAUCAAAAUCUCUCUCUUUCUCUCUCUCUCUCUCUCUCUCACAUUUUCCAUAUUUAUCAACAAAGUUAAUAAUGAUGAACUUCCUCUUGCUGGUAAAACUCACUUUCUUGUUGAUUUUCUCCUCUCUUAUGGUAGGCCAAUCUUCAUAUCUUCCACUUAUUCUCUCACUACUCUCUCUCUUCCCUUCCUUGUUGCACUACUUUUUGGUCCCCGGUGGAUUUGCAUGGAGGAAUCACCGCCAUGAAGGUCACUCGAAGCUCAAGGGACCAAUUGGUUGGCCUUUUGUGGGAAGCAUGCCUCAAAUGGCUUCUUCACUCGCUCAUAGAAAAUUAGCAUCCAUGGCAGCUUCACUUGGUGCGAAGAGCCUCAUGGCACUUAGCCUCGGCCCGACCCCGGUAAUCAUUAGUAGUGACCCCGACACCGCCAAGGAAAUCCUCCACCACUCAUCCUUCUCGGACCGCCCCGUGAAGGAAUCGGCCCGCUCACUCAUGUUCGAGCGGGCCAUCGGGUUCGCCCCCUUGGGGACAUAUUGGCGUCACCUUCGCUGGGUUGCGGUGAGCCACAUGUUCUCCCCGAGGAGGGUCGGUGGCUUUGCGGAGCUCCGGGGGCAUAUAGCCGAGGAAAUGUCGGCGAGGGUGUGGAGGGAGAUGGGAGAGAGAGGGUUUGUGGAACUGAGAGGGGUAUUGCAAGGGGGCUCUCAGAGGAACAUGUUGGUGAGUGUGUUUGGGAGUGAGAUAGGGUUGGAAAGAGAGAUGUUGUUGAGCAAUAUGGUCAGUGAAGGGUAUGAGUUGAUAGCGAAAUUCAACUUGGAGGACCAUAUUCCGCUGAGGUUCUUGGACUUUCACGGCGUGAAGAGAAGGUGCCGUGAACUUGCCACUAAGGUCAAGAGCGUGGUGGGUCAGAUCGUUGAAGAAAGGCGAAGAGGUGGGGAUUUUCAUGGCGGCAAUGAUUUUCUCAGUGCCUUGCUAUCUUUACCUCAAGAGGACCGGCUGAGUGAUUCUGACAUGGUUGCUGUUCUGUGGGAGAUGAUAUUUCGUGGAACGGAUACGGUGGCUAUUCUUCUUGAGUGGAUCAUGGCGAGAAUGGUUCUGCACCCAGAGAUCCAAGCUAAAGUCCAACAGGAGCUCGACGCGCAUGUUGAUCAAGAUCGGCAUGUUCAAGAUUCAGACAUCCCGAACCUGCCUUACCUCCAAGCCAUAGUGAAGGAAGCCCUUCGGAUGCACCCUCCGGGUCCACUUCUCUCGUGGGCCCGCCUGGCAGUCCAUGAUGUCCACAUAGGCAAGACCUUUGUCCCGGCCGGCACAACGGCGAUGGUCAACAUGUGGGCAAUAACCCACGACCCGAUCAUAUGGAAGGACCCGUGCACCUUUAGGCCUGACCGGUUCAUCGAGGAGGAUGUGUCGGUCAUGGGCUCGGACAUGAGGCUCGCCCCGUUCGGCGCGGGUAGGAGGGUGUGCCCCGGCAGGGUUAUGGGUUUGGCUGUGGUGCAACUGUGGCUCGCACGGCUUCUUCAUCAGUUCAAGUGGGUUCCGACAAAGCCCUUGGAUCUUUCAGAAUGCUUGAGGCUUUCCUUGGAGAUGAAGACCCCAUUGGUUUGCCGUGCCAUCCCUCGUCUCGGAUCAGUCACCUCAUGAAGUAUCUUUCAAUGUGGUCCUAAAUAUAUGAGAGAUAUCUCAAUAGUGAGCAUAAUAUACUAAGAUGUGAAAAUUAGUACUGAGAUGUACUUUUGUGGUAAUCCUUUUAAGCAAAUUGUAAAUUAACUUGUUAAGUUGAUAAUAUAUUAUAGUUUGGUAAUCA